AGAUUAUAAAUAUUUUAAUUAAUUUAUAAGUUAAUGGAAAAGUUACCUAGAUUACGGUUUCCCAGAAAAGCUGCAUCUUCAGUAAAAACGUCUGAAGAUUUUCUACAUCUUUAUACAGACUGUUGGUGUCCAAGAGCUUCAUCAGUGUUCAAUUUAUUGUUAUCAGCAAGAAUAACUGCCUCGUUUAUUUCUACUAUAUCUGAUUGUGAUGAAACCUUUAACUACUGGGAACCAACACAUUACUUGCUUUAUGGAACAGGACUUCAAACUUGGGAAUAUUCACCUGAUUAUGCUUUGCGUUCAUAUGCUUAUUUACUCAUUCAUGUUUUACCAGCGCAGAUAGUUCAACAGUUUUUUGGUGCCAAUAAAAUAACUGUUUUCUAUUAUAUUCGAUUUUUUCUCGGUGUUAUAUGUGCAGCUUGCGAAACAUACUUUUUUACUUCUUUAGCCCAUCACUUUGGCAAUCAUGUUGCAAGGCUAUAUUUUUUAAUUGCAGCUUUUAGUGCUGGCAUGUUUGUAUCAUCUACAGCUUACCUUCCAAGUUCAUUUGCAAUGUAUAUGGUUCUAGUUGCAUAUGGUGGUUGGUUUAAAAGAAAUUUUCUAUUAGCAAUAUUGGGUAUUGCACUUGGGGCAUUAGUUGGUUGGCCAUUUGUUGCUUUGCUGGGUAUUCCAAUUGCCUUUGAUCUAAUAUUUUUUCAGAGACAAUUUUGGCAGUUUUUAAAAUGGUCAGCAUUUAUUUUUGUUGGCAUAAUGAUACCUUUAGUAUCAAUUGAUACACUUUUUUAUGGCAAACAAGUGAUAACUCCAUUAAAUAUUAUUCUAUACAAUAUAUUUACAAAUGACGGACCCAGUUUAUAUGGAGAAGAAUCCUGGACAUUUUAUUUUAUCAACUGCUUCUUGAAUUUUAAUAUUGUGUUUCCUAUUGCUGUUGUUUCAUUACCAGUCUGUCUGUUGGUUGACUGGCUUAGGAAUACGCCUAAAGAUGUGCUUUUGUUACCAUUUUGGUUGGUAUUGUCACCUAUAUAUCUUUGGUCUUUAGUAUUUUUUACUCAACCUCAUAAGGAGGAACGGUUUAUGUUUCCUAUUUAUCCUUUAAUCAUUGCCAGUGCAUGUAUAGCAUUAUCUAAAAUUCAGGAGUUAUAUCAUUCAAUCUUUACAAGAAGCAAACGGCAGCAUUAUGCUAGUUCAUCAAAUUGGAUUGUUGCUGCAGUAGUUAUUAUCUUUGGAUUACUAUCAGUAUCUAGAGUUGUUGCUCUUUUUGUAGGUUACAGGGCGCCAUUAGAUUUGUAUCCGGAAUUUCAUAACCUUGUAAAUCCUUUUGACCCAAGUGUAAAACCAAUGAUUCGCGAAGACCAGAAGAUUAAUGUUUGUGUUGGAAGAGAAUGGUACAGAUAUCCAAGCAGCUUUUUUUUACCAAACAACUGGAAUUAUCUGUUUAUUAAGUCUGAGUUUAGUGGACAGCUUCCUCAACCAUUUGCAGUAGGAGCUGAUGGGACAAAGGUAGUUCCUAAAAAUAUGAAUAGUAAAAACAUUGAGGAGCCCUCAGCUUAUAGUAACAUUGAGGAUUGUGAUUUUCUGGUUGAUGUGAAUUUACAAACAGACAGUCAACACGAGUUAAAUUUUUCUCUAAUGAAGAAGAAGUGGCAUAUUUUACAUUCCAAAAAGUUUCUCUAUGCAUCUAACUCGUCAUCCUUGUUUCGAGCAUUUUACGUGCCUUUCUUCUCCUCAAAAUACACAACUUUCAUAGACUAUAAUCUACUUAAAGCAAAUCGUAAUCGAAGAAUAUUCAAGCGACAAAAAGAUGAAGAAACAGUAGAUUUUUAACAUAAUUUUCUAAUGUAAAUUGUGUUUGGAAAAGAACUAGGAAUUUUCGAUAAAA
Molecule: messenger RNA, 1879 nt
Organism: Hydra vulgaris (swiftwater hydra)
Lineage: Eukaryota; Metazoa; Cnidaria; Hydrozoa; Anthoathecata; Hydridae
Product: alpha-1,2-mannosyltransferase ALG9
Biological process (GO): protein N-linked glycosylation
Cellular component (GO): endoplasmic reticulum membrane
Molecular function (GO): alpha-1,2-mannosyltransferase activity
Source: RefSeq, a predicted model, not a curated record